Messenger RNA from Python bivittatus (Burmese python), 1182 nucleotides. RefSeq names its product carbohydrate sulfotransferase 6-like. Gene Ontology annotation, biological process: carbohydrate metabolic process; keratan sulfate proteoglycan biosynthetic process; N-acetylglucosamine metabolic process. Gene Ontology annotation, molecular function: N-acetylglucosamine 6-O-sulfotransferase activity. The record is from RefSeq and is a predicted model, not a curated record. NCBI's taxonomy places the organism in Eukaryota, Metazoa, Chordata, Lepidosauria, Squamata, Pythonidae. Gene Ontology annotation, cellular component: Golgi membrane.
AUGUCGAGGCUUCGCCUUUCCAGUACCCCUGUUGCAAUUAUCCUUGUGACCCAGGCAGGAUUUCUGCUCUUUCUAUAUGCUCAGCACAGUGGCAUUGUUCCUCGGUCUGUAGAAAAGUCUGACCAGGUGCAUGUGCACGUGCUCAUCCUCUCCUCUUGGAGGUCGGGAUCCUCUUUUGUGGGGCAACUCUUCAGCCAGCACCCCAAUGUCUUCUACCUGAUGGAGCCAGCCUGGCACGUGUGGACAGUCAUGAACCAGAACAGCGCCAAGGUCUUACAGAUGGCAGUGCGAGAUCUCGUCCGGUCAGUCUUCAAGUGUGACAUGUCUGUCUUCGAUGCCUACAUGCCUUGGAAGAGAAAUAGAAACUUGUCUGACUUGUUCCGGUGGGCCGCGAGCCGGGCAUUAUGCACAACUCCUGCUUGUGAAUUCUUUCAGCGUACUAAUAUUACCAGUGAAAGGUUUUGUGGGACUCUCUGUGGCAAGCAACCCUUCAGCAAAGCGGAAGAGGCCUGCAGAUCUUACAGCCAUGUUGUCCUAAAGGAAGUCCGUUUCUUUGACCUCAAGGUGCUCUACCCGCUCCUCGCUGACCCCUCCCUGAAUCUCAAAAUCAUCCACCUGGUCCGGGACCCCAGGGCUGUUGCGAAGUCUCGGGAACAGUCUGUUGAAGGCCUUGCCCGUGACAAUGAAAUCAUUGUGGGCAGCAGAGUGGAUGACGGCCAGUAUAAAGCCCUGAGGGAAAUCUGUAAAAGCCAUGUGCAGAUCUAUGAAACGGCUACUCAGAGACCUCCAUUGUUUUUAAAGGAUCGUUACUUAUUGCUCCGAUUUGAAGACCUUGUGCGAGAUCCUCUAGUGGAAAUUGCUGCAAUGUAUAAAUUUGCAGAUCUUUCAUUGACUCAGGACCUUGAAAACUGGAUCUAUAAUAUUACACAUGGACAAGGAAUCGGUGGGAAGAACGAGGCCUUCCAGAUCACUUCUCGAGAUGCGGUCAAUGUCUCCCAGGCAUGGAGAAAUGUUUUUUCAUUUCAGAAAGUCCAGAGAGUGCAAGAGAUUUGCAGAGAUGCCUUGAAUAUAUUUCAUUAUCAAGUUAUCAAUUCGGAGAUAGAGCAGAGAAAUUUGUCUUUAGAUUUAGUAUUGCCACAUCAAAGAACCCAAUUUAGUUGGGCAUCCUCUAAUAAAAGCUAG